Molecule: messenger RNA, 1250 nt
Organism: Galdieria sulphuraria
Lineage: Eukaryota; Rhodophyta; Bangiophyceae; Galdieriales; Galdieriaceae
Product: tRNA dimethylallyltransferase isoform 1
Exons: 5
Coding region: 26-1228 (400 amino acids)
Biological process (GO): tRNA modification
Molecular function (GO): tRNA dimethylallyltransferase activity
Source: RefSeq, a predicted model, not a curated record
GCAGCCUUGUAAGUUUCUUAGCCGAAUGAAAGCGUCCUCUUUGGAGGCCAAGCCAAAAGUGAUUGUCAUAAGUGGUCCUACUGGUGUUGGAAAGACUAGGAUAUCUAUCGAAUUAGCAAAGCUACUGAAUGGAGAAAUUAUUUCCGCAGAUUCUGUUCAAGUAUAUCGUAAACUAGACGUAGGUUCCAAUAAGCCUUCCAUAGAGGAAAGAAAUGGGAUUGUACACCAUCUGAUUGAUAUAGUGGAACCCACUUAUGAGUUUAGCGCGGGAGAGUUUUUCCAACGUGCUCGUGAAGCAACAAAAUCCAUUCUUAGCAGACACAAAGUUCCUAUAGUCGUUGGUGGUACUUCCAUGUAUGUACGUUGGUAUAUUUAUGGAUUGCCAGCAACACCACCUGCGACAAAUUCAGUGGCUUAUUAUGUUUCAACGACAUUAGAAGAGCUGAAUGGGAAUUGGGACCUUGCCAUUGAGUUACUGGAACAACUGGAUCCAAUGAGAGCAACUAAAAUAUGCAGAAAUGAUUGGUAUCGGCUGCGAAGAGCAUUGGAAAUUUAUUAUGCUACAGGCAAGCCUUUGAGUGAGUUACCACUACAAGGAGGUGCUCCCAAUCCAAAAAAGUUAUUACAGGGCAUACCUGUGACUGAUUUGGAUUAUGACUUUCGUUGUUUCUUCCUUGUUGCUCCACGCAAAGAGUUGAAUAGGUUUAUAGAUAGGAGAUGUGAACGAAUGAUUGCUCAAGAUGGUCUACUGAAGGAAGUAUUUGAGCUUUUGUAUAAGAGAGAAUUGUCGAAAGACUCUUCUGCCGGAAAAGCUAUCGGUUAUAGACAGACUAUUGAAUAUUUAACCAAUCAUGAAACAAAUGCUUUGGAUCAGUUCAUGAAAUAUUUAAGAGAUUUUCAGAAUGCUUCGAGACAAUAUGCACGAAGACAGUUGCAAUGGUUUCGAGGAGAAGAGUUAUUUCAUUGGGUACCUGUUGAGAUGUUUUCGAAUGAUAUUUCACAUGUUGCUCCGAUAGAGUAUAUCAUGCAUUGGUUCGCUGCCACAUCAGAAGAGUAUAAAGAGUCUACGAGACAAAGAAUUGAUGCUGAGGUUCGAGAGAUAUCUUUAAAACAAGGAAAAGAGAUGAAAACGUAUACACCUGAGCUAGUAUUGUUUCAAGACCAGAAUUUGAUCGAGUCUACAGUACGAGAAGCGUGUGACUUUCAAUUCAAAUUAAGAGAAGCUUGAGACAAUUGGUAAAAUUGUAAAU